UGGGCGGGUUCCGGAGAGCGCUCACUGAGACUGUAGCCAUGGAGGAAAACGGUGGCUUCCGGAAGGAACUGGUGAACAAACUACUCCAUUUGCACUUCAGGGAUUGCAAGACUAAAGUCAGCGGGGAUGCACUGCAGCUCAUGGCGGAGUUCCUGAGGAUCUUCGUACUAGAGGCUGCUGCCCGUGGGGUCUCGCAGGCCCAGGCAGAGGGCCUAAAUGUUGUGGAUGUGGAUCAGCUGGAGAAGGUGCUCCCUCAGCUGCUCCUGGACUUCUAGAGUUCCCCUCCUGUGGCCUGCCAGGUCUAGUGAAUCCACCCAGCAUCAACACCUCACUCCUGAGCGCUCCAGCUUCCAGAGGAUGGAUGGGAAGAUCCCCGCAGCUGUUACCCUUCCUAGCUGUUGCCUCUGAGUCCUUGUGAGACAGGUGCAGAGGUGCAGGGAGAGGUGAACCAGCCUGCCUCCAGACACAGCCCCCCUCCCCAGCCUUGCAUUAUAAAUAAAGCAGCUGCUGGCAGUGCCUCCUUCUUGCCACUCUACAUCAAAGCUGCUGUGGGGCCUUUUAACCACCUGACCCUCACCCCCAGGAUGCCUCCCUGAGCUGUAAAUUUGUUCUUACAAAGCAACAUCAAUAAAUCAACACCAUCUCUCUGA
Apodemus sylvaticus (European woodmouse) is the source of this 650-nucleotide messenger RNA. RefSeq names its product centromere protein X (gene Cenpx). NCBI's taxonomy places the organism in Eukaryota, Metazoa, Chordata, Mammalia, Rodentia, Muridae. Gene Ontology annotation, biological process: kinetochore assembly; resolution of meiotic recombination intermediates; replication fork processing. The transcript has 5 exons. The record is from RefSeq and is a predicted model, not a curated record. Bases 39 to 275 code for a protein of 78 amino acids. Gene Ontology annotation, cellular component: FANCM-MHF complex; Fanconi anaemia nuclear complex.